CCCAUAUAUAGUUGGAUGCCUCAACGAAGAAUUUAUCGUUGCUUCACUCUGACUGUGUCAUGUGCACAAAGUUUGGAUUGACGAGAUAAUAGCAGCUUGCUGUGACAUUAAUCUUGGGAAUAUACGUGAAGGGUAUAUUCCUGUAGCAUCUUCAGGAGCUUCUCCUCCUUUGGUGUUUUGAAAGCAUGUUAUAUAUAACACCCACAGGCCACUAUCUCUAUGUUUCUGAGUGUGUGUGGUGUGGAGUGUGAAUGCAUUUGGUGGUACUGCUAUUUGUGAAAGUUGAGUUCUAAUCUUCCAUUCGAAGUGGGCAUCAUCACUGGAAGGAUUAGCUGGACUUUAGGUAUGAUGUAAUUGAUAUUAUUUUUCAUUUAUUUGUUAUUUUUUAGAAGACUUGUAUUAAGAUUUUCUGUUUUGUAUUGAUAAUAUAUCAUUUAUUUGUGUUGAGAGUAUGUAUUUUUUGUAUUAAGAAUAUGUCUUUUUUGCAUUGAGAAGGUGAACUCCUCUUUUUAGCUAGUCGAGUCUCUCUUGAUUUUGUAUCUUUAAUUUCUAGUAUAAGCAUAGAACCUAUUAACUAAACUAGUUAAGGAUAGAGGCAGAAUACAAACAGAGGAUAUGUCAUAAUUUCUCCCAGGUCUAAACUAGUAACUAAACUAAUACUAUUUCUUUUUUGUAUAAUAUUGCCUUCUCCAAUCUUGGCGCAUUAGCAUUUCAUAAUUGCCUAAAAAUGAUGAUAUAAUGGAAUAUGCAGUCAUUAGAUUACAAUAUCAUCUGAAAUAGAGAGAUCCUAUUGGUUGCUAGCAAGUACAAGUAUGAAAUAUAGUCACGUUAACCAUGCUCAUUUUAACUCAUGAAUAAAGAAUCCAAUCAAUGAUGGCAUAUCAGUACCAAAAAUACAAAGAAAAAAAAAUAGCAGCACAACAAUCACUCAGGUAGAUAAUUACCUGAAGCAGUGAACAUAUGUAGACAAAAAAAAAAUGGAAGUCAUUUUAGUUGAGGAUGAUUCACAUUCUACAAAAAGUAGUGAACAAAGCAUGUCAAAUCAACUUUUUAUGUUGUUGUAAUGUGAAAUUUAAUUGGGCAAUUAAUUUUGAUGAUUCUAGUCGAGGGAUCUAAUAAUAUAGAUUAAAACCUUUUGUUUCAAUUACGCCUAGCAAGACAUUAAUAGAGGUGGGAUAUUUUAAGUGGGAUAUUUGUUUUUUUUUUUUAAGUGGGAUAUUUUUAUCUUAUUACAGACAUGGAGAAUAAUGGUCACGAUACUGAACAUUACAUAAGCGAUGCUGAUAAUGGUGAAGAAGAAAAAGAGGAUGAUAUUGACUUUGUGAUAACAUUACAAUUAAUGGUGGCUUCUAAAUAUUACACAACAUAUAUUGUAAAGGAACCUUGUAGGACCUCUCUACAUAUAGGUCAUAAGUUUGUUAUGGAAAUUCUAAAUGGUCAUCAUGAUAGAUGUCAUCAACAAUUUAGGAUGGAAAAAUAUGUAUUUCAUGCUUUAUGCAAAAAGUUGAAUGAAAGAUAUAACUUAACUGGUACUCGAAACAUAACUAUCGAAGAAAUGGUAGGAAUUUUCUUGAUUAUAUUAGGUCAUGGGUUUGGGAAUAGAAUGGCACAAGAAAGAUUUCAACAUUCAGGAGAGACUAUUAGUAGGCAUUUUAAUAAUGUAUUAAUGUCCGUUUCACGAAUGGCGGUUGAUAUUAUCAACCCCACUGAUAGGGAAUUUAAGGAUAUUCCAAAAAAAAUUCGUGAAGAUGAGAGAUAUUGGCCAUACUUUAAAGAUUGUAUUGGAGCUAUUGAUGGAACCCACGUGCCAGUUACUAUUUCUCCAACAAAACAAAUUCCAUUUAUUGGUAGAAAAGGCAUACUUACUCAGAAUAUCAUGGCAGUUUGUGAUUUUGAUAUGCGUUUCACUUUUGUUUGGGCUGGAUGGGAAGGGACAGCUCAUGAUACACGUAUUUUUAUGGAAGCUAUUCGAAAAGAUGAAUUGCGCUUUCCACAUCCACCUAGAGGUAAAUAUUACUUGGUAGAUGCUGGAUAUCCUCAUAUGAAUAGAUACAUGGGGCCAUACAGAAGGGAACGAUAUCAUCUACCAGAUUUUCGCCGUGGUCCUCGACCAAUGGGUAUGCGUGAAAUAUUUAAUCAUGCACAUUCAUCGCUCAGAUGCACUAUCGAGAGAACAUUUGGAGUUUGGAAAAAUAGAUGGAAGAUAUUGGAUCAUAUGCCAAAUUUUCCUUAUGAUAAGCAAGUUAAAAUUGUUGUGGCGUCUAUGGCUAUUCAUAAUUUCAUUAGAACUCAUGCAUUAAAGGAUCUUGAGUUCAAGCCAUACGAUGAGGACGAGGAUUAUCUACCUCCUGGAAACAUGCAAGAUGAAGAAGUAGAAGAUUACUCAUGUAUGCAACAAUCAGAGAUAUCUAGUGAAAAUGUUCUGAAUAUUGAGCGUGAUUAUAUUGCUCUUUCACUUAUGCAACGUUGAAGAGAUUUUUUUUUUUCAUUAUAAUUACUAAAACACCUAUUAGACUAUUUUCGUUGUUAUUUUAUUAUAAAUCAUUUUAUUUCUAUCAAGGAUAUACCCUUUUGUGUCAUUUCCACUUCAAAAAGUGCUUUUUUAAUUCA
Molecule: messenger RNA, 2610 nt
Organism: Carya illinoinensis
Lineage: Eukaryota; Viridiplantae; Streptophyta; Magnoliopsida; Fagales; Juglandaceae
Product: protein ALP1-like
Exons: 4
Coding region: 1238-2470 (410 amino acids)
Source: RefSeq, a predicted model, not a curated record